Messenger RNA from Carassius carassius (crucian carp), 5233 nucleotides. It is a transcript of the gene nek1, whose product is annotated as NIMA-related kinase 1. The coding region runs from base 134 to 4105 and encodes 1323 amino acids. NCBI's taxonomy places the organism in Eukaryota, Metazoa, Chordata, Actinopteri, Cypriniformes, Cyprinidae. Gene Ontology annotation, molecular function: protein kinase activity; ATP binding. Gene Ontology annotation, biological process: protein phosphorylation. The transcript is spliced from 36 exons. The record is from RefSeq and is a predicted model, not a curated record.
CUCUCAGUCAGCGUGUGCAGUCUUCCCACAUGAGACCGCCCACAUCAGAAAAUCUUCUUGUGAGCUUCUCUGAUGCUGCCGAUGUUCGCUGAUUUCCCUGAAUAUAGAAGCAUGAGAAGUCAUUUGCACAGACAUGGAUAAAUAUGAGAGACUGAAGAAAAUUGGGGAGGGAUCCUUUGGGAAAGCCAUCCUAGUCAAGUCAAGGACAGACGGUCGACAAUAUGUUAUCAAGGAGAUUGGCAUCUCCAGGAUGUCAAACAAAGAAAGGCAAGAAUCGCGUAAAGAGGUGGCAGUUCUGGCUAACAUGAGCCAUCCAAACAUUGUCCAGUACAAGGAAUCCUUUGAAGAGAGUGGUUGUUUGUACAUAGUAAUGGACUACUGUGAGGGAGGAGACCUAUUUAAGAAGAUCAAUAAUCAGAGAGGGACACUAUUCCCUGAGGAACAGAUUCUUGACUGGCUUGUGCAGAUCUGCCUGGCUCUGAAACAUGUACAUGACCGCAAAAUCCUACACAGGGACAUCAAAUCACAGAAUAUUUUUCUGACCAAAGAUGGUACCAUUCAGCUGGGUGACUUUGGAAUAGCUAGAGUUUUGAACAGCACCGUGGAGUUGGCGAGGACAUGCAUUGGCACACCUUACUACCUGUCGCCAGAGAUAUGUGAAAAUAAACCAUACAACAACAAGAGUGAUAUCUGGGCCCUGGGAUGUGUCCUAUAUGAAAUGUGCACACUUAAGCAUGCAUUUGAGGCCGGAAACAUGAAGAAUCUGGUGUUAAAAAUCAUCCGUGGUUCGUUCCCACCUGUUUCCGUGCAUUACUCCCAAGACUUGCGCUCUCUCCUGGCCCAGCUGUUCAAGCGCAACCCCCGGGAGAGACCCUCCGUCUCAGCCAUUUUGGACAAACCUUUUCUUGCUCGCAGGAUUCAAAAGUUUCUUAGCCCUCAGAUUAUUGCUCAGGAAUUCAGCCACUCACUUCACCUUCAUCAGCCUAAAAUGAGUGUAGCCCAGGGAGUGCCAGCCAAACGCCCUGCCCCAGGCCCCAUCCCCAUCUCCCCAGCUCAGAAAAUCACAAAGCCAGCAGCCAAAUAUGGAGUGCCUUUAACAGUCCGAAGACCAUCUGACGCCAUCAGAAAGGUCCCGGAUGCGGCAAAGAAACCAGUCAAACUCAAGCAGGCUCCCCCUCCUGCAGCAGCUCAGAGGAGAGUGAGUCGAGUGGAGGAGGAGAGGAGGAAGCAUGAGGAAGGAGUGAGGAAGAAACGGGUGGAGAUGAUGGAAAGGGAAAGAAAGCAAAGAGAACAGAUGUUGUUACUGAAGGCUGCUCAGAUGAAGAGAUUUGAGAGGGAAAAGCUGAAUCGGAUAAACCGGGCUCGGGAGCAGGGCUGGAGACAUGUGCUCAGUUCCAGUGGAGGCAGCAGUCCUGAGCGGAAGUUUUAUGGAGGUGGUGGCAUUGGAGCUCCACAUUCCCCUGGAAUAGGCCCAUCCCCUGUGCCUGGCCCCACCCCUGCUCCUGCUCCUCUUCCUGCUUUAGCUCCAAGCAGAGCACCAUAUGACCAUGUCCACACAGCAGCUGAAAAACCAUCCAAACCUCCACCUAAAGAUGGUGCUGGGGAAGGAGCCAAGUCUUCAGGGGACAAUGCCAGCACUGCUAUAGACUCAGGGUCGCUGAAUGGUCAUGCCUGCAUCCCUCUUAAGGAUGUUGUCAGGAAAGAACCACGUAAAGCAAGUCUCCAAAACGAGCAGAUUUCAAAGAACGACUAUGCCCAUAGAUUUCGAGGUCAGCUGGUUGCAGAGAGGGCUAAGCAAGUGGAAGAGUUUCUACAGCGGAAACGAGAAGCCAUGCUGAAUAAAGUCCGUGCAGAAGGACAGCUGGGGGCCCGGCAAAACCUGGCCGCCAUCUUUGCAAGCUGGACAAACUCCUCCCGAUGCAGGAGACCCCAAGUCAACAAAGAGGAGGAGGAGUACUUGGCGAGAUUGCGACAGAUCCGACUACAGAACUUUAAUGAACGCCAGCAGAUCAAAGCUCGUCUCAGAGGAGAGAAGUAUGACAGUGACGGCUCAGACAGUCAGGAGUCAUGUGAAGAGGCAGUACUCAGGAGGAAGAAGAUCGAGGCGUUAAAGGCCCAGUCAAAGGCUCGUGCUGCUGUAAUUAAAGAACAGCUGGAAAAGAAGAGAAGAGAAGCAUAUGAGAGAGAGAAGAAAGCAUGGGAGGAUCAUCAGCUUGUUGCACGAGGGGUGAAGGUUGCUGUUGGAGCUGUGGGCGGAGCUCCACCUCCUGCAGCCCCUGCCACUCAGCCAUCUGACUCCACCCCUCAGGAAGAUGCUUCCAAAGCCACACCCUCCUCUAGACCCAUCUCUCCAGCCAUCUCCAUGACUGCUGCUCUGAAGGAUGUGGGCGCGAUUUCAUCAGGACAGAGUUCUCCUAUGAAAGAGGACUCCCUUAAAGCAGAAACAUCAGGUGUACAGAGUGACAAAAAGGAGAUUCUUCACAGACUUAAUCAGAAGAUCCAGACCACUGACGAAGAUGCAGUGAAAGAUGCCACACCUUGCAACAUUGCACCAUGCCCAACUCCUCAACAGAUCCAGCCUUCCAUCACAGAAGAAAGAUCUCCUGCAGCUGGUGAUAGGAGGAAAUGGGAAGCUGUAGCUCCACCCAUAUUGUCUGUAGCCGAACAAACUCUGGAGGAGACCUGUGGAACUCUGGCAGUGUCUCAGGUGGCAUCUCCAGAGACGACUGCCCCCUCUGGAGGAGACAGGAAGAAGUGGCAGACUGAGGGUGCCCCUCUUCUGUCUGUGGCUCAGCAGACUCUGGAAGAAACUAGCUUUACAACAGCAGGUCAGCUAACAGAAAAAACAGCAGGUGAAGUCAUUUGCAUGGAGGAGGGGCUAAGGAAGGCUUGGGGGCGGAGUCCAGACUCAGAGGUUUUGAAGGUGUUGGAAGAGGCAGAGCUCCAGCCCUUUACCCAGAAACUAGAUCCCGCCAGCACCUGUGACCACACACUGACAGAAAGCCUUAAUCUGAUUGAAGAGCCUUUAGAUGUCACUCAUGAAGCCAAAGAAGUGCCUCUUCCUCAGCCAUGCCAGCCUGCCAUUGGCCUUGCCAAACAAGAAGUGACAUGUCAGGAGACGGUGCCAAUCACAGCAGAGGUUAAAAGUCAGGAACUAAUCCUACAAACAACAGAAGAGAUUCAAAAGACUCCACGUGGAGAUAGUGAGACAGAGGUGGUGGAUGAUAUGGAGUCCGUAGUUCUAGAUGAAGCCUCUCAGCAAACCUCAAAGCCACCCCCAGCAGAUGUAAUGCAAGCGUGGACAAAUGACACUCCAGUGUCUCCGCCAGCAGAUGGCAGAGUAAUACAAGCAGAGUGCACAGAGAUGACGCAAAGAGAAGAAAAACACCCUGAACCUGCAGUAGAUGAGUCUUUGUUUGUGAAGCUAAGCAGUAGUCCUGCUCACAAACGAGCAGUAGCAUUGGUCAUCCUGUCUGCUCAGUCCUCACUGGAAGACUCUUCCUCUGUCGCAUCACGUUCCCGCUCUGUCUCUCCACUGCGUUCCCAAAGGCAUGGCGACGCACUUCUUAUUGGCCUCUCUACUGGCCUCUUUGACACAAACAACCCAAAGAUGCUGAGGAAGGCAGCUGGUCUUAAUGGGUUGGCUAGUGGUGUUGUUGACAAAUGCAGUCCAGAGGAGGAGUGUUUUAAUGGAAUGGCUGAGGAAGAUGAUGUUAGCCAUGGUGAAGAAAAGCCAGGAGGGCCAGUUACUAAUGGAAUGGAGGUUGAGGAGGAUGAAGAGCAGAACAGUAGUGAAGGCCAGCUCAAUGAGGAGUGGCAGUCUGAUGACAGUGAGAAAGAGGACGAGGAAGACCUAGAGCAACAGGACAGUAUCUUCAGUCGUCUUGAGGAGCUGCGUUUCCAUCUAGAGCAGGACAUGGGCUUUGAGAACUUCAUUCUAGCCUACAACAAGAUCAAGGCUAUUCAUGAGGAUGAAGAUGAGAACAUUGCAAUGGGCUCCAGCAUGGUGCAAAGCAUUUUGGGAACCAAGCACCAACACUUGUAUCCUAAAAUCCUCCAUUUGGUGAUGGCAGAUGGAGCUUACCAGGAAGAUAAUGAUGAAUAGAAGUUAUUCAUCCAUGCUGUUGGCAGCCUUGGACAAUCUGCUGGCAGGCUGAAGUGUUCCCAUGAUGCACUCUGACAGGCUGAGGAGGUGCAUGUCGGGGAAGGGGGGUUUCAGAGAGUGGGGGUAAAAAGGGAAAUGGUCCACUCAAGCAUGGGCAGUUUAGAGUCCACGGUUGACUGUAGUUUUACUUCCAUAUCCCAAGUCACUGAAGCACUACUUUGUAAAUUUUGUGCAUAUAAAUGUGCUGUUGAUAAUAAUAUUUAACCAAAGCAUAGCUGAGUGUUAGCAGGUGAGAAGAAGUCUCCAACAGAGAUGUACAUGUGUGUCCUCUUAGCUGAUGACAGACUGUAUGUGAAAUGCUGCUUGUGCUCUAUUCACAACAGCUGAAGCCAUGAAAACUGCUUUUUAAAGCUCUAGACUGGCCAGGGAGGUCUAGAUUUAGGGGUCAGAGGUCAAUUAUCUGCCCAAUAUCAGGUGCUCGCACACAACAGGCAGCGGGUUCUAACCAGCUGUCUACCUCAGAAAACAGAUUAGUCUAAACGUCUCGUCUACAAAAAAUUUUCUAGACCUCUUUUUCUACUUUUUAGACAUUGUUUACAUAACAUGCUCAAAUUAUUUAGCCUUAGCCUUAGCUUUCAAGAUUUCUUACUGGUAAAUCUUAAAGCAUUAUUUCUAUGCAGAUGAAGUGCUUAUCGGGGGUUUUAACAUGAUAGUUCACCCAAAAUUAAUAUUCUGUCAUCAUUUACUCCCCCUCGUGUUUUUUUGUUUAUGAAAUGAAUCACAAGGACCCCAUUGACUUUCAUUGUAAAGAAAAAGUCAUACCGGUUUGGAACUGCAAAAAAAAAAAAGUAAGUGAGUAAAUGAUGAUAGAAUUUUCAUUCUUGGUGACCCGUCACUAUAAGAGCAUUUAUAAAUGCUGUGCACAUGCUUUAUCCAUGUUGUAUUCAGCUGCACCUCCAGUGGGUUGUAUUAAAUGACUUCUUUUUGAAUGACGUUUUAGUUGCAAAAUAUGGCUUGAAAGUGUACAGAAAGUCGCUAAAUAAUUUGCAAGCAUUACUGUUUGUUUGCAUGUCAGAAUAUGUAUAUCUUUGUACUGAGAAAUAAACGUCUUUUUUUCUUCCCUUUUUU